AAUAAUAUAUGAUUUUUUUAUAGGUAUACGAGGCGGUCUUACACAAGCAAGUAUGAGAUACGCCAAAGCGAACCACAAAAAGACUCCAGAUUAUGACCAGGCAAAUCCAAAAUCAUGGUUGAUAUACCAAGACUGCAAUAACUUGUAUGGAUGGGCCAUGUCACAAUACAUGCCAUACGGUGGGUUCAAAUGGGUUAAACCUACACUCGACGAACUGAACAAUUUGACUGAUACUUCACCCAUAGGAAGGAUAUACGAGGUGGAUAUAUCCUAUCCACAAGAAUUACAUGAUAAACACAACGACUUGCCUUUUCUACCACAGAACGGUAUACCUACUGGUUCAAAAGUGAAAAAACUAAUUGCAACAUUAGAACCCAAGAAAAAUUAUAUUGUUCACUACCGUAAUCUGCAGCAAGCCAUUAAAAACGGUCUUAAAGUAGAUAAAGUAAGCGUUUAAUUUACAACAAUUCUGCGAUGAAAACUUUUAACGUUAUAAUAUUUA
Molecule: messenger RNA, 502 nt
Organism: Myzus persicae (green peach aphid)
Lineage: Eukaryota; Metazoa; Arthropoda; Insecta; Hemiptera; Aphididae
Exons: 2
Coding region: 53-457 (134 amino acids)
Source: RefSeq, a predicted model, not a curated record